Oncorhynchus kisutch (coho salmon) is the source of this 3003-nucleotide messenger RNA. Its product is annotated as E3 ubiquitin-protein ligase znrf2-like. The coding region runs from base 651 to 1211 and encodes 186 amino acids. NCBI's taxonomy places the organism in Eukaryota, Metazoa, Chordata, Actinopteri, Salmoniformes, Salmonidae. Gene Ontology annotation, cellular component: cytoplasm; membrane; intracellular membrane-bounded organelle. Gene Ontology annotation, molecular function: ubiquitin protein ligase activity. Gene Ontology annotation, biological process: proteasome-mediated ubiquitin-dependent protein catabolic process; protein K48-linked ubiquitination. The transcript is spliced from 5 exons. The record is from RefSeq and is a predicted model, not a curated record.
ACGAAGUCGACCAUUGCUUAGCUCCUGUCGACAAUCGCAGUCAGCAGACGAAACUACAGCAGAGCGGAUCGAGAUCAUAGUGACGCCGCUUUCGUUUCGACAGUCUGUAAUCGAGAAAUGUCGAGAAGGUGCAUACAUAGUCACUAAAGUGGUCGGACCUACUGUCGCGGUGUGGGACUUGUUGUGCGGCAAACCGCCAUGAUCUUAGCGCAUAGAAUAUUGGAAUGAUGCCGCGACGCACCAAUAAACUUUCAUAUGGAGAAUGAAACGAUUUGGCAGUCAAUUUUGUCCGUCGAGAAUCAGUCCGUUAUCCCAUUUGAUUUUACUUUGGACUUUUCAAGACACUUUUAUUUCUUUGGCUGUUUUGGCACACCUACUGGACUGGACACUGUCAUGCCUCUGUCUCUCUUGUGACAUCGAGUUUCGGCGUUUUUUCUAGGCUAUUUAUGGUUUAUUUGAAUAGUGACAUGAUAUAAACACUGAUAUAUCGAUUAAACAUCAAUCUGAAGCUUUGCACAUUGUGUAGGACCAUUUUCAACACCUGUCCCUGAUGGACUUCAUGAGAGAAGAGAACUUUCUAGGACUGUUCUGUUUCAUAGAUCUUAUAGGACUUGAUAUCUUGGGGAAGUUAGAAUAGGACAGGAGCCACCAUGGGUGUCAGGCAGAGUAUCCCCGUGGCUGAGAGUCGAACCCGGGCGUAUUCUAGCCCUGUUGAACCCUCUGGAAGCAGCACUACCCCAGGGUUCAGAUACACAGCCAGUCCUGGCGGCCCCAGAAUUCGCUACACCGGAGGGACCCAACCCAGCUCCUACCACCAGACAGGGAUGAUUAUACCACAUGGUGGCCGGAGCAGCCGUCUGGGCCAGGGGGAGACAGAUGUGGAGAGAGGAGGAGAACACCAGAUGAUGAUUGGCUCUCUACCACUUCACCUGUCCCCUCACCUACUGGGAGGCUUUCUCUGUCCUGUGUGCAGUACGUUUGUGGCGUCAGAUGUGAUGGAGAUCCAUCUGAUCAUGUGUCUCACCAAAUCACGACUCCGCUACAACGAGGAUGUUCUGGUGAAAGAUAGUGGGGAGUGUGCCAUCUGUCUAGAUGAGAUGGAGCAGGGACACACCAUCUCUAGACUCCCCUGUCUCUGUAUAUACCACAAAGGGUGUAUAGACGAGUGGUUUGAGGUGAAUCGUUCGUGUCCAGAGCACCCCUUGGACUAAGGGCUCAGAUUCCCACAGAAUAUCUACCAUCUAUCUACUUCAUCCCCAUCGUCAUGACAUGCUGGCCUACGAAUCUACUUCAUCUAGAUCUGUGUCUGACCUGCUGGUCUGUGAAUCUACUUUACCUAUCAACGUCUGACCAGUGACACGAGCCUGUGAAGUUUAGCAGAGCUAGGAAUUGCCAGGAACCUCAUGAUACGAUAUUAUCACGAUACUUACGUUUCUUUUUUUUAUACUUUUAGUCAUUUAGCACAGUGGUUCCCAGGGUGGGUGCGGGGGUCUCAGUCCAGCUUUAAACCUACUCUUGAAAGUUGUAAUAGUAGAAUGCACAAGGUGCAAUUUAGAAAUUGGGCAGUGCAUCAUCAGUCCUCUUGUCACGUUAGUCAUUGUAUACCUUAGAGAGCUGUUUAUAACUUGUCAGAAAUGUCCAGAAGAACUAGCCCAUGUCAGCUAACAAUUGUAUUUGCACCAUGACAAAAUGUGUAGAAUUGCAUGAAAUAAGCUUUAAACCUGCAAAAUUCUCUCCACCAACAAGAGGGGUGUGAAUCACCAAAAGUGAUUGUGCCCAUAGAAAUAGACGUAGCAUAUGUGCGCGCAGGGGAGGCUUGGGAUAUUCCCCACUGCUGGAAGUGGGGCCCUGAGUGAAAAGGUUUGGGAACCCCUGAUUUAGCAGACAGUCUUAUCCAGAGUGACUUACAGUUACUGCAUUCAUCUUAAAAUAGCUAGGUGGGACAAUCACAUAUCACAGGCAUAGUAAGUACCCGUGGAGGUUGGUGGGAGGAGCUAUAGGAGGAGGAUGGGCUCAUUGUAAUGGCUGAAAUGGAACAGUAUCAAACACGUCAAAAAUAUGGAAACCAUAUGUUUGACUCAUUUCCAUUCCAGCCAUUACAAUGAGCCCAUCCACCUAUAGCUCCUCCCACCAGCCUCCACCGAUAAGUACAUUUUCCCCAAAGUCAGAGCUAGAUGGGGGUGGGGGAGGGAGUCGAGUGCAAAUGUUGGUUCAUAAACUACGUAGGUGCCAAUACGAUAUGUAUUGCGAUUCUAUAUGUAUUGUGAUUUUAAUUGCGAUUUGAUGUUCCAAACAUAUUGCUCACCAUAUGUCUGCUGCAGAGAGACAAGAGAGAGCAUGAAAACGAGUUUUGAUCAUUCUGUGAAAUAAGAGCUGAAAACAUGUUGGCUCAGUAUUUAAAAAGAAGACCGAGAACAACCUAUAGGAUGAAAAAUACGUGAGUUCUGGUGCAGGUACAGCUGACUAGUACUAGCAAUUAUUAUUAUUUGUAAAUCUUUUAUUUUUUACAAAUCAAAGCUUGGAGUCAAAUAUUGAUAAUAUCGUCCAAAAUAUCACGAUAUGUAACUGUAUACAUUUUCCCCACAUCACUACUGGUUUGCCUCACUCACUUGCUAAAAGACUAAACGGGAUAACCUGAAUAUACACUUAAACGCACAUUUAGAGACCAUUAUGGGUUAUGGGUCUUCUGAGAGUGUUGGUAGACUGCUAAAAGAGCAGAGUUCUGGUGCCCGACUGCAGUCGAUGACGUGGCACGCAACCAUUGGUUGAAGCAUGCAACGUCUGAGCAGGGUAGCACGACCAUCACCUCCAGUGAUCUAAUCCUCUCAGAUUUGAGUGAGUAUUGUGGAAUCUGGGAUUGGGGGGGGCAUACAUUCAUUGAUUCAUAUUACUGUAUGACAAUGCUGCGGAGUGAGGGAAUUUAGACAAUUGUAAGCGCUGUGACUGAAACAUGCUGCUAAUUUUGAGUCUCAAUUACACACAUUUAUGUCAAUUAUGAAAUCA